UCCCGUCCAACUGGUGGUCUCGGUCACGCUGACGUCACGCACUCCGAGCACAGACCAUGGCCGCGACGGCGAUGAACGUCGACGACUCGGGAAUGGCGGCGGCGGCGGCGGCGGCGGCGGCGAACGGGCAGGCGCGGCCGCGGUGCAUGAGCAGCUACGUCGAUGAGGGCAGCGUCCAGAGCCACCGCUACUACCUGGCGCGGCGGACCCUCCUGGAGAUGCUCCGGGACAGGGGCUACGCCAUCCCCUCCUCCGACAUCGACGUUUCCCUCGCCGAGUUCCGCGCCGCCCACGGCCAGAGCCCCGACAUCGACCGCCUCCGCAUCUCCAACUCCCUCCGCUCCGACCCUUCCAAGCGAGUGUUGGUGUAUUUUUGCAAUCCUGGCCCUGUGAAAGUCACUAGUAUCCGAUAUAUAAGUGGGCAAAUUGCUAACAAAGAUGGCUUGAGCGGAUUGAUAUUGGUCUUGCAAGGUGAAAUGACCAAUCAAGCUCUUAAAGCACUGGAUCUUUUUCCUUUUAAAGUCCAAGUGUUCCAGAUAACAGACUUGCUUGUCAAUAUAACCAAGCAUGUCCUCAAGCCUAAACAUCGUGUUCUGACUGACCAAGAAAAGCAAAGGCUUUUAAAGAAGUACAGCAUACAGGAGAAGCAGCUUCCGAGGAUGCUGAAGAAUGAUGCAAUCGCAAGAUACUAUGGACUUGAGAAGGGUCAGGUGGUGAAAGUAACCUACAGUGGUGACAUAACAGGCACGCAUGUUACGUAUCGCUGUGUCUGGUGAUUCUGUGUUCUUUAGAGAUUGUUCUUUUGUGGUGUCAAUUUAUAAUAGGAGUGUCCUAGCAUAAUCACUGGUAGGCAGAAUCAGUCAGCUUGUUGACUGUUCCGUAAUCAUGGUUCCAUCCUGUUUUGAACGAUGGUUGGCUCAUGGUACCAUCCACUUGUUAAGAGUUUUGGAUGGUUGAGCUGGUUCCCGUUGUCUCUGGCUAGGAGUUGGAUUUCAGUUUUAUGCGGUAGGUUUCACUGUGAGUCAUUGCAGUGUUUAAAGAAUGGCGUGUUGAUCCCAUUUUGUUGUUAGUUGAUGGAAAGCAUGUCCAAGGAAGUUUUACUGAUUGUUCA
Molecule: messenger RNA, 1111 nt
Organism: Eucalyptus grandis
Lineage: Eukaryota; Viridiplantae; Streptophyta; Magnoliopsida; Myrtales; Myrtaceae
Product: DNA-directed RNA polymerase V subunit 5A
Exons: 4
Coding region: 57-776 (239 amino acids)
Biological process (GO): DNA-templated transcription
Molecular function (GO): DNA binding; DNA-directed RNA polymerase activity
Source: RefSeq, a predicted model, not a curated record